AGAACGCUCUCGAUAAAUGUUCAUAAUUAUUUAAUAACAAUCAAGAUCGUAUGGAAAAUCAUUCCUGAAUGUUAUCAAUGAUCUAAACCUUAUAUCAAGAGUGCUGAAGCGGUUAAAUUGUUUGCAGAAAGUUAAUAAACCAACGAAUAAUUAGAGUACCGAGAGGGUCAGACCACUGCAAAAGCAUUUUAAAGGGAUCUAUAUUUAGAAAGUAUUUAGUAGACAGUUUACAAAAUCUAGUAUCUAUAAAUGUAAAGUAUUGCAAAUGAACAUAUAUUAAGAUCGUAUUUCACGAUGUUACAGGUUUCAAACACUUUCCAAACAUUGAAAAGAUUUAAUUAGAAUAGAUUAAUACCUAAGGAUUAAACUUUUAUCAGAGAGUAUCUAACACUACGUCUGGAUAUCUGUCGAAAGGUUUCUACUGGAACUGGGUAUAGUUGGAAUUCGCGAUUCUGCAUUUUGAUUUACAAAAUUUAUCAUGGGAAUCACGCAUCGGUUCGUCGUUAAACAUUAAGAUCGACGUAUCCCCUGUGAUCAGACGUGAUUAUAGCGUGAUGCAACUGUCCCUACCAAACGUCGUUCAAUCGAGGACGAAUGCAAGAUAACGUACAACCUGAUUACAGGUUAUCGUAUCGCAAAAUCGUUCUAUAAUUUCGUAGCUUCUAAAUUGAAAUGUUUCAACGUUACGACUGAAACGGAAGUCAAUGGAUGCUAGAUAUAACUCAAAAUUGCUCGACAUCUUCACCCAUUACUGUACUUUGUAGUUCGAGCGAAGAUUGUGGCUCGAGAACGGCUCGUGCAAGAUGAUGGACGUAUCUAAGACGGGACGAACGAGACUUAGCGACAUUGCGCCGAAUAAACAUUUGAAAAUUAGCCUGUCGAUGAUUUAUUACAUGGGCAUGUGGCCCUCGGGGGUGAAAUAUCGGUAUUUGUAUGGGCUGUACACAGUUCUCAGCUUUAUUUAUUUGUUGGGAAUUUUUCUCGCCACCGAAAUCGCGUAUCUUAUCGUGAGCUGGGGAAGCAUGGAGAAAAUAGUCGCGGGUGCAACUAUUCUUAUGACGAAUAUCACCCAUGCUUGUAAGGUGUUGUUUAUUCUCCAUCGACAUAAGCGCAUCCAAAAUCUAGUCGACGUUACGGAAAGCGAAAUGUUUAGCCGCGAUAACGCGAAAUACAGGUGCAUAGUGACGCGUUAUACUUGGCAAGGUAUCUUUCACCACAUCGCCUAUCAGAGCUUCGGUGGUAUGGCUGUAUUCACUUGGGGCUUCACGCCGAUCGCUAAUUUACUCACUGGAAGAUCCAAACAAUUGCCAAUGGAAGGAUGGUAUCCUUAUAACGUAACGAACACGCCAGCCUUCGAGAUCACUUCGUUAGAUCAAGCUAUAACGAUCAUUAUCUGUUGCUUCAAUAACGUAGCGAUAGAUACUAUGAUAACGGGUUUGAUCACAAUUGCUUGUUGCCAGCUAACGAUUUUAAAUCAGAACAUUGCUUCGAUAAACAACGAAACAAAGAGACAAUCUAUUUCGAAAGAUAUCGUUGAUGGAAAGAAAUGUACAGAAGAUUCUUGCCAUGGAGCGUAUAAAGAUUUGAAACGCUGCGUUGAGCACAGUAAUAUGAUAUUUGAUUUCUCCAAAGAGAUCCAAAGUAUAUUCGGUACUGCGAUAUUCCUUCAAUUUCUAGUAAAUUGUAUUAUUAUCUGUUUGAUAGCAUUCAAUAUAGCACAGAUGAAAGUUUAUAUUCCGUCCAUUCUCUUUGGCAUGGUGAUGUAUAUGUGCUGCAUGACGUACCAAAUAUUUAUAUUCUGUUGGCACGGCAACGAAUUAUAUCUUCAUGUACGUUAUCGUCCCAUGAUAUUCGAUAAUCAAAAGCAAGACAAUUCUGCUGAAAAAUCACAUUUACAGAGCGUCAAUUUAAUUUUCGCCAGCUAUUCGAACGAGUGGUGGCAUAAAACUAAAAACUUCAAACGGGGGAUACAAAUUAUAAUGAUAAGAGCUCAACGCCCUCUUAUCUUAACCGCUGGAAAUAUUAUGGAGUUAUCUUUACAGACAUUUGUUCGAAUUUUGCGUAUGUCGUAUUCCAUUUUUACAGUCUUGCAAACUUCGGCGGACGCUUGAGUCUCUUAUGAAACAUAAAAAGUUUCGUGUAGAAAAAUAUUUAAAAUAUGUAUAUUUACGAG
Molecule: messenger RNA, 2173 nt
Organism: Hylaeus volcanicus
Lineage: Eukaryota; Metazoa; Arthropoda; Insecta; Hymenoptera; Colletidae
Product: odorant receptor Or2-like
Exons: 5
Coding region: 804-2111 (435 amino acids)
Biological process (GO): sensory perception of smell; detection of chemical stimulus involved in sensory perception of smell
Cellular component (GO): plasma membrane
Molecular function (GO): olfactory receptor activity; odorant binding
Source: RefSeq, a predicted model, not a curated record